UUCUCUUGCAGACACAUUCCAGGCUUUGAUCCAGUAUACUGUAUACCCAGAUGUAGUAGUUACUGCUCAGGCUGCCAAAAUGACUCUUGAUGUGCAGAACAUCUACUACAAUGCUUGCUGCACAUUGCAAAUUGAUACUACAGCAAGUUGAGCAAUCUUAAUGUCAAGUACAACAAUGACAAGUCAGGAGAUUACACCAACCGCAACCUGCCAACUGGUGACCCUACACUGGACUCUGCCUCAGCCAUUGGUGGCAUGCAGUUCACAGGUAUGCCCUGAGUUGGAGUGACCCCAACUGCUGCUGCUCUUAGCACUGCAGGACUGCGACUGACUGCCCAGUCAGCCGUCCGCCAACUGUGUUCUGCUUAGUCUCCAACCUGAAUGAGGAGGAGUGUAUGGCGAUGUACAACGCGUCAAGAUUCUAUUCAGUGAGAAGGAUAAUGCCCUGAUUCAGAUGUCUGAACCUCAUCAGACGCAGUUAGCUAUUUCACACUUGGACAAGAUGAAAGCCUGGGGCAAGCAAAUUCGUGUUGCUUUGAGGAAACAUCAGACAGUGCAGUUACCCAAGGAAGGUCAGCCAGAUGCUGGUCUCACUAAGUAUUACAGCAACUCUCCUCUGCACCGUUUCAAGAAGCCAGGCUCCAAGAAUUAUCAGAAUAUUUAUCCUCUUAGUGCUACCUUGCAUCUGUCCAACAUCCCACCCACUGUAGAAGAGGAGCAGAUCAAGGAUGCGUUUAGUUUAGCAGGGUGUGAAGUGAAGGCUUUCGAGUUCUUCCCGCAAGUGAUAUUUCUGUUCUUCAAGUCAUGUUGAUGUUGUAAGAACAGAAAAAUGGCCCCAUAUUCAGCUGGGAUCAGUCGAAGAAGCUAUUUCUGCCCUAGUUGCAAAAAAUGCACAACUUCCAACUGAGUGAUUCAUCCCACCUACGUACAUGGGAGUGUCAGCAAGAGCACCAUCUAGACAACCCAUGUGGAAGUGAAUGGGCCAGGGAUCAGAAUGCCCGUAGGGGCUCCAUAUUCCAGGAGCAUGUAUACCUGGGGAUAGGAAAAAUAUGGAUCCAAAGGAAGAUGAUCCCACUUGUCAGUUAUAGUUGGAACUGACCUUUCUUAAUUUAGGGCAUGGCAUUUUAAAUAGUAAUAACUAGCUUAACUAAAUGUUACACUUAAAGGAGGCAGGACCCAGAAAUAUUAAAAAGUGAGAGAGAAGAGCUGAUUCCAUAAAAAAAUGUUUAAGACUUAAUGAAGAAAAUUUUUAUUUAAUUUCUGCACCCAGAAAAGUUUUGGGUAUUUGGGUAACAUAUCCAUAUGAUAUACUUUCAUGUAAGUAAAUUGGCAAAAUAUAGCUUGUAGCUUGAUGUCUUUUCUGUGUAAGGUGAAGGUUAAACAGUAUUAGGGGUGUUUUCACCCCAGUUGUGAGUGAAAUAAGAAAAUUUAAGAAAACCUCUGGUACAGUAAGUUCCUCAUGCUCUCUUAGAUUACUCCGGAAUUAAGUGUUAAAACCUCAGCCAGCAUAAGCCAUAGCAGAUUCUUUUAAUACAGGUAGCUCUUUUAUUUUAAGUGUUUGCAAGUGAUAAAUGUUUAGAGCUAGGUGUAAGUAUACAUGAAUGAAAAUAAAAGAGAAGAGAUGGGCUAAAUUCAUAAAGUAGCCAGUGAAAUUUUCACUAUUCAUAUUUUUGGGGGAAAUAGAGGAAAUAUAGAACUGGUAAUUUAUCACAAUGUGUCCGUGUUAUUAAUAAAGGGAUUUUGACGAAGGAAAAAUCUAUUUCUGGGGAGAGACCUGUGUCGCCCGGUGAAAAGGUCCUUCUUGUCACUUUUCUGAUAUAAAUAAUUUCCAAU
Molecule: messenger RNA, 1833 nt
Organism: Macrobrachium nipponense
Lineage: Eukaryota; Metazoa; Arthropoda; Malacostraca; Decapoda; Palaemonidae
Product: polypyrimidine tract-binding protein 3-like
Exons: 8
Coding region: 455-811 (118 amino acids)
Biological process (GO): regulation of RNA splicing
Cellular component (GO): nucleus
Molecular function (GO): mRNA binding
Source: RefSeq, a predicted model, not a curated record